Messenger RNA from Rosa chinensis, 1274 nucleotides. RefSeq names its product WAT1-related protein At5g40230. Gene Ontology annotation, molecular function: transmembrane transporter activity. Lineage: Eukaryota; Viridiplantae; Streptophyta; Magnoliopsida; Rosales; Rosaceae. The record is from RefSeq and is a predicted model, not a curated record. The transcript has 4 exons. Gene Ontology annotation, cellular component: plasma membrane. The coding region runs from base 200 to 763 and encodes 187 amino acids.
CAGCUAUGAUAAUGAUGGAAAUCACAGAUGUAGGUGCAGCAGCUAUAAGCAAAGCAGCCAUGUCAAAAGGGAUGAGUGGUUAUGUUUUUGUCGUUUACUCUAGCGCACUUGGUACCAUCUUUCUCCUUCCUUGUUUCAUAUUACAGUAAGCAACAUAUAAAAUUCUGAUAGCCUCUGUGGAAAUCAUUUAAAUGGAUUAAUGCUUCAUGUACUAAUGAAACUAGUUCCUCUGCAGAAAGAAGGUUCUCUUACUUUUUCACUCCUUGGUGGACAAUUCCUUCUUGGCCUAAUUGGGAGUUCAAGUUUGUUGUUAGCAUAUAAUGGGAUCAACUACAGCUUACCAACACUAGCUUCAGCUAUAGGGAAUCUUAUACCAGUCUUUACAUUCAUGCUGGCAAUUAUUUUCAGGAUGGAAAAGCUAGAUUUGAGAAGAUCAAGCGGUCGAGCCAAAGUGUUAGGGACUAUAGUAUCAGUAUCCGGAGCAUUUAUAGUAAUUUUAUACAAGGGAUCAGUAAUCUUUUCACCAUCCAACUCUCCUCACAAAAACUUCACGAUAACCUCACAGCAAACAAAGUGGAUCUUAGGAGGUCUUAUGCUUGCAGUGGCAUGCCUUUUGGCAGCAAUAUGGAACAUUCUUCAGAAAUCACUUGUUGAGAACUGUCCGUCAAUGGUUACCAUAGUCUUCUUCUACACCUUAUUUAUGACAAUCCAAUGCACAGUGUUCUCUUUGUUUGUGGAAAGGAAUCGGAAUGGUGGCUGUUAAGGUUUGACAUCAAGAUGAUCUCCAUUGUCUUCUCAGUAAGAAGAGCUCACUGAUUAUAUAUGCAAUGAUUAUGUUGCUAUUUUUGUCUUUUUGAUGUGCAAUGAAUUAUAUAUGGAAAAUAAGUACCGACUUAGAUUACUAAUAUUUGGGAGUGUGUUGCGUAUUGGUAUUCAUAUCUGGUGCUUGCACCAAAAGGGGCCUAUCUUUGUAGCAAUGUUUAGGCCUUUGGGAAUUGCCAUUGCUGCAGUGAUGGUAGUCAUCUUCCUCGGCGAUUCACUUCACCUUGGCAGGUUUCUACUUCUUUAUAUCAAGUUGAACCAGAAGAUAAUAUUUGACUUAUAUUUAAGUUAAUGAGGCCAAAGUUGAUAAUGGGGGAAUUUUAUGUGUAGGACAGUGUGAUUGGAUCUAUCAUUAUAGCAAUUGGGUUCUAUGCUGUGAUGUGGGCACAGAUAAAAGAAAAGAGCACUACUCUUAUGGAGAGUGAUGUCCAAAGCUUGGCAUCAUCGACCCA